Molecule: messenger RNA, 2159 nt
Organism: Ostrinia furnacalis (Asian corn borer)
Lineage: Eukaryota; Metazoa; Arthropoda; Insecta; Lepidoptera; Crambidae
Product: snake venom 5'-nucleotidase
Exons: 15
Coding region: 329-2071 (580 amino acids)
Biological process (GO): nucleotide catabolic process
Molecular function (GO): hydrolase activity
Source: RefSeq, a predicted model, not a curated record
CCAUAAUUUUAGGUUAUAGAGUCUAGCUUUUAUUUUGGGGAGACGCUAACUAAUUAUUUAGGUCUUUAGUGAUAAUAAUAGACAUUUUAUACCGUUACAAAGAUAUUUUUGUCACGCAAACAAAUCGAUGAGGCCGGCGAACUCGGUUUUUAGAUUAGUCCGCCUUGAUUCACUGUGGUGUGCUGUGUAGUACAACGUGUAUUUUGACGAUAUUGUCAUAUUUUUGUGUGUUAAAAAGUUACAUAAUAAGAUUAAACGGUAUUUCAAGGCAUCGCUGGAGGUGCGUCAGGUCGGCAGACGGGCUGUUAGCAGCCUGGCAGGCCGGGGGAUGGGGGAUGAAGUGGUCAUCGUCCACUACAACGAUGUCUACAACAUUGAACAGACCACAAACACGGAGCCAGUGGGAGGUGCCCUAAGGUUCUGCACAGCCGUCAAGGCGCUGCAGCAUUUGAACCCUCUGGUACUCUUCAGUGGAGACGCGUUUUCUCCAAGCAUGUUAAGCACAUUCACAAAAGGGGAACAGAUGGUUCCAGUGUUGAACGAAAUUGGGACGCACUGCGCAGUAUUUGGGAACCAUGAUUUCGAUUUCGGCCUGGAAGUCCUCUCAGGAUUAGUGGCACAGUGCAGUUUCCCAUGGUUGAUGUCAAAUGUCAUAGACAACGAGACCGGACGGCCGCUCGGCGACGGAAAAAUUACCCAUGCAUUGAUGUGCAAUGGACACAAGAUCGGGCUCAUAGGGCUCGUGGAACAGGAAUGGUUAGAAACUCUAGCGACGAUAAACCCUGAAGAGGUCACGUUCAUAGAUUUUCUGCAGGCGGGCACCAAACUGGCGUCGCAGCUAAAACAAGAAGGUUGUGAAUACGUGAUAGCGCUGACACACAUGCGGACUCCGAACGACAUCAAAUUGGCUGAGGGCUGCGACGAAAUUGACCUCAUUUUAGGAGGGCAUGACCACGUAUACGAAGUUAUUGAGAUCAACAAAAGGUACAUAGUCAAGAGCGGUACAGACUUCCGUCAGUUCUCGAAAAUCACCAUCACGUUCGGGCCUGAGGGGCCGCGCGCGGACAUCGCCGAGGCGCAGGUCACCAGCGCCGUGCCCGAAGACGCCGCGCUCAAGGCCAAGGUCGAGAAGUACUCAGCCAUGAUCGAAGGCAAGAUGGACGAGGUUCUAGGCAAGUUCUGCGUGCCUUUAGAAGGAAGGUUCUCGUGCAUCCGCCGUCAAGAGUGCAACCUUGGCAACUGGGUGUGCGACGUGUUGCUGGCUGCGACAAAUGCUGACGUGGUUCUGCUGAACUCUGGCACUUUCAGAUCUGAUCAGGUCCACGCAGCAGGUGACUUCACUCUGCGCGAUCUGUCCACCAUCAUCCCCAUGCGAGACCCCAUAGUAGUGGUGAAGGCCUCGGGCGCUGUGAUCCUGCAGGUGUUAGAGAAUGCCGUCAGCAAGUACCCCAGCUUGGAAGGGAGGUUUCCACAGGUGGCAGGCAUAUCGUUCGCGUUCGAUCCUACUAAACCAGCAGGCGAGAGGGUAGCCGAACAAGUGGUGAAGAUUGGCGACGAGUACUUGCAAAAGGAGCAAGAAUACCGCCUGGCCAUCAAACAGUACCUGCACAGCGGAAACGACGGGUUUGCCAUGCUGAAAAAGUGUCCUGUGCUGGUGUCAGAAGACAUGUGCCCUGAAAUAGGCAUGGCGAUCCAGAACCACUUCGCAGCCAUCAACGUUCGGACUGGAAAGGCACGCCCCUCCAAACACAGGCAGUCGCUCGUCACCCUCUCCAGAAGGCACAGUCUAGUCAAGAUGCUAGACGGCAGCGAGUUGGAUGGACCCCCGCCUCUAAGACGGGCGUCGUCGGUCGCUGUGGAACCCACCUCGCACAACACGCAUCAUCAUAGGUUAACGCGACGUGCAUCGUUAGACGAUUUGGAACAGCAGUCGUGUGAGCUCGCGCCCAAAAUUGAGAACAGAAUCAUAGUGCUCGACAAAAAAGAGAAACUCCAAGCCUUACUAGCGGAGCGGGCCCGCUGGGAAGCGGACACGGUGAUCAAAGAAGUCGACGACGAAGGCUCCCCAUAAGAUUUGCCGUACCCCCUGCUCGGAUGCUUCCUGCCCUACUACCUGAUCUGGCGCACGUAACGUUAUUUUUAUUGUAACGGUAACGUUA